AUGUUUGUUCCAGUAAUGCACCAUUUGCAUUUGGGCGUUGUUCCUAUGUGCGCGUUGACCUCAUUCUGCCUAAUGGUUAUCUGCUUCUGCUGCAAGCGAUCCAGCUGGACAAACGUACGAAAACGUACUCGUGAGCGUGUAGUGUCUGGCGGCAGCUUGUUCCUCACCAUGGAUAACCCAAACUCGGAAGUAUCUUGUUGUCCACAUCCAUUCCUCCCACCCUCCAUUUAUGAUAUUGGGCCUGACGGGAUCAGUGUCACAGAAAAUGUUCAUGGUGGUCUGGAUACACCUACUUCCCUUGGUCCCCAACCUAUGACUGCUUUAAUGCGACAAGAAAGCUGCUCUCAUCGAAAUUGCGAGCUUCCACCAGUCCCUGAUGGAUCAGAUCCGAAACCAGUUCACCAUCCCUCUGCCAAGAUGCCUCUACAACAUGCAGUUAUAGAUGAGCAACAAUCCGAGUCAGAUGGGCUGUACGCGAGCGUUGGUCAUUCUGGUUCGACCGCGAUUCGUGACAGCGCAGUUCCUCACAGGACAAGCGUUGUGGACUCUGUUCAUGCGCCAUACUACUCUAGUGUCAGUAGUAUGAUUGCUCCCAAUGAAUAUGGAGAUACCUCAGAAGAUUCGGUUCUGAGGUUCCACUCACAUCCUACUCCACAGACAUCUCAGAUAGACAAUCUGUAUGCUCGUGUUAAACCCCGUUUUGAGAGAGCUCCUGUUAGUGGACGGCUUCCUCGAGAGCCCAAUGCUCCGUUCGUCCAUGCACAGACAAGUGCUCCUGGCUGUUCCUCCGCCGGUCCUGAAAGUUCACAACCCCCACUGCCGGAACGAGGCUACGAUCAAUGUGAAAUCGGUUUGGUCAACAGGAAUCGUACAUUUCGUACUUAUUUCGGGUCUGGUAAUCAUAGUGGGACAGUGGGGCCUUCAUCUACGAGUUCGAACCAGCUCAAUGUUCGCAGUGUCUUUUUUCCCGCGACUACCCAGCACAAUGUUGUGCCAUUGCCAUUCAUCUCCCCACCUCCCGAACCAUUGCCAGAUGGGAACAAUUACGGCAAAAUAAGUGUACGUGAAUCAUUGGCAAGUUUACGAGCCCGGAAAGCUUUUCCCAUUCUCGAAAUGAGUCCCUUUGGAGAGCACCCACCCCCCAAUAUUACGCUCACUGGACAAUCGGAAUAUGAACAUGUUUCUGGUUCUGCGAGUGAUACUAAUAACUCUACGUACGAAUUCACUCCGCAACCUACCGUAUACAGUGGAGUUAGAGCGUUCGAAGCCUACGCCACCCACGGUGAUAUCCAGGAUGAACAACAUUUGAGUGAUGCAUAUGCCGAACUUCCUGAUACAGUUGCCGCUCCAGACGCUGGUCCCAGUGAAAACAAUCAAAUCUCCACAAGGCUACAAAACACAGCACACGUAUCCAACACUUUGACGACAAAUACGUUGGAACCACAUCUUCAACGUGACAGUGUUUCUCACCAGUUGGCUACGCCAGUAACAGUCGACUCGCGGCAACUCCGUUCAACCCCUCUCCAUGCUUCCCGUAUCCUGGCCGAAAUGAAGGCGUUUCGCCAUAUGGAUAGUGAGGGUAUCGCGCGUGUGUUGCUCUCCAAGCAUCAAUACCAGAUCACCCACUCUUAUGUUUCUUCUGAGAGUCGUUCAUUUAUGUCGCGAUUGAAGCAGUGGAAGGUAUUCUCUCAGCCAGCGGCGCCAAAACAUGUCGGCCAUCAAUUGACUCUGUCUCCACUGCCCAGUAUAUCGGUGCCGUAG
Messenger RNA from Opisthorchis viverrini, 1761 nucleotides. RefSeq lists its product as hypothetical. NCBI's taxonomy places the organism in Eukaryota, Metazoa, Platyhelminthes, Trematoda, Opisthorchiida, Opisthorchiidae. The coding region runs from base 1 to 1761 and encodes 586 amino acids. The record is from RefSeq and is a predicted model, not a curated record. The transcript has 12 exons.